AUGGGGCAUAUGGCCAGAGAUUGUAAUCAAAAUAAUGGAAAGUUAGCUGCUAGCUCCAUUGCAUCGAUCCCAAAACCGGAAAAUACUACGAGAUCUACUACCACCAGAGAUACCGUGAGGCAAGGGAGAGUUUUUGCGCUUGUUCCUGGCGAUACGCGGAAUGCUGAAGCCGUUGUCUCAGAUUUGAGUAGUAUCCCUAUUGUUAGCGAGUUUCCAGAUAUACUCCCAAAUGAAUUGUCAGGAGAAUUAGUUGACAGGAAAAUAGAGUUCACCAUUGAAGUUGUGCCAGGCACUCAGCCUAUUUCUAAAACUCCUUAUAGAAUGGCUACAACUGGAAUGAAAGAAGUGAAAGAACAAUUGCAAGACUUGCUUGACAAAGGGUUCAUCCAACCUAGUACUUCAUGCGGUGCACCAGUGUUGUUUGUGAAAAGAAAGACGGAACUCUAUGCUUGUAUCAAUUCUUACUUUGUAGAUAAACUUCUAAGGAUUGUUCGUGAUAUCAUUCUUCAUAUGAAGGGAACAAGCAAGUCUAAUAUUGACCAACAUGAUGGAAAUCCAUUAGUCAAUAAUACCAAUAUGGGAGAUCCUACACUAGAGUUCAUUAAGCAUAAAAGAAAGAUCCAAAAGCUCAAAGAAAAAUUCUUUAAACAAAAUGGUGGCAUAAUGUUACAACAAUUACUUUCAAAUUCCAAAAUUGAAGAAAAUUCUGCCCAAAAAGCACAAAUUUACACAGAAGAAGAGCUCAACAAGGCAACAAACAAUUUCAGUGAAAGCAAUGUCGUUGGCCAAGGAGGUUACAGAACAGUUUACAUAGGAACUCUAGCAAAUCCCAUGGUUUUUGCCAUCAAGAGGUCCAAAGUAGUAGACCGUGGCCAAAUCAAACAAUUUAUCAAUGAAGUGAUCAUUUUCUUCCAAAUCAAACACCCAAAUGUCAUAAAACUUUUAGGUUGUUGUUUAGAGACACCGGUUCCAUUACUAGUCUAUGAAUUUAUCACAAACGACAACCUUUUCCACCACUUGCAUGAUGAAGGAUUUGUGUCGUCAAUGGCAUGGAAAAUGAGGCUAAGAAUAGCGACUCAAACCGAUACAGCUCUUGCACAUAUGCACUCUGCUCCGAUGCAUAUAAUUCAUAGAGAUGUCAAGUCUGCUAAUAUACUCUUAGACGAUGAGUACACUGCGAAAGUGUUUGAUUUCGGAGUUUCAAGAUUGGUUCCUAUGGAUCAAACUCAAUUGUCCACAUUAGUGCAACCAACACUUGGGUACAUAGACCUUGAGUACUUCCAUUCAGGUCUCUUAAUGAAUAAAAGUUAUGUUUACAGCUUUGGGGUUGUACUUGUCGAGCUUCUAAUUGGUGAAAAGUCUGUUUUGAUGGAUAGGCCUGAAAAGCACAGAAGCCUAGCUACGUAUUUCAUUCCUUUGUUGGAAGAAGUUCGGUUGAAUAAAGUUCUUGAAAAUCGAGUGGCAAAAGAGGGAGAUUCUGAGUAG
Molecule: messenger RNA, 1485 nt
Organism: Camellia sinensis
Lineage: Eukaryota; Viridiplantae; Streptophyta; Magnoliopsida; Ericales; Theaceae
Source: RefSeq, a predicted model, not a curated record